Messenger RNA from Cyclopterus lumpus (lumpfish), 2549 nucleotides. Its product is annotated as protein regulator of cytokinesis 1-like. The transcript is spliced from 14 exons. Gene Ontology annotation, molecular function: microtubule binding. Gene Ontology annotation, cellular component: spindle; cytoplasm; mitotic spindle midzone. The record is from RefSeq and is a predicted model, not a curated record. Bases 299 to 2113 code for a protein of 604 amino acids. Lineage: Eukaryota; Metazoa; Chordata; Actinopteri; Perciformes; Cyclopteridae. Gene Ontology annotation, biological process: mitotic spindle midzone assembly; microtubule cytoskeleton organization.
AGCAACAGGAAAAGAAAAUAUGCUCCGUGGUUUCAAUAUCAAAAUAACGGACAUCAAUUUCAAAACGGAUUCAUUUGAAACGACAAAGCCCCGCCCCCAGAACAGCUUCCUGCCAACGUCAGUCGAAGCAGCCAAUAACAGCCCAGACCUCGUUUCGGUGCAGAUUUCAAACCCAGUCGAGACGACAAGCGAACUGCGGUCCCGACAACCGGGGUUGUCAUUUUUAUUUUUGUUAAAAGACCGCUUUUGAGUUAGGAGGGUUGUUUUAAAUUAUUUGUUGUAAGUGUGCGGUGACAACAUGAGAGUGAGUGAAGUACAUGCAGCAGAGUGUGGCGCCUACCUCCACAGAGCCCAGGUCAGGCUGCAGGAUAUUUGGGAUGAAAUCGGGAUUCCAGAGGAACAGCGCAUACAGAGAACCAAUGAUGUUCACAAGCACAUUAAAAGUCUGCUGGAACUAAUGAUUGUAGAAGAAGAUCAGCUCAAGAAUAGAUUACUGAAAACCAUACAGGAAUGUGCUGAGGAACUUAAUAAGUUGUCCAGUGAACUUCAGCUACCCCUGUUUGAGGAGAAAGAUGGCUGCUCCAUGUUGCAGAUGGAGAAGAAUAGUCGCACACGUGUAGAGGUGAUGAAGGAGCACAAGAAGAAAAGAAUGGAAGAGCUUUCAGGCCUCAUUGGCAAAGACUGUGAGCUGUGUGAUAUUAUGUGCAUGACCCCAUUUUGCAUUGACAAAGACGCCGUCCCAUCACUGAAGCAACUUGAGACAUAUCAUGCCUACCUGGAUGAUCUGACCAAAGAGAAGGAAUGUCGUCAUGAUGAAUUUGUAUGCGUCAGAAAGGAGAUUAUUGUAUGCAUGGAUGAUCUGGAGCGACACCCAGACACAAGCUUUGAGAUGGAUGUGAUGUGCGAGGAUGAGGAGGCAUUUUGUCUUUCAAAUGACAACAUUGCUGCUCUGAAACUACUGCUCAGUCAGUUACAAAAACACAAGGCUGAGAACGAGCACCUUUGUUCAGCUUUCCGUUCUAAGAUCCAGGAGCUGUGGGAAAGACUUAAGAUUCCCCAAGAGGAGAGGGAAGCCUUCUCUGAGCAUAUGAUCAUGUCAAAGAAGAGAAACAUCGAGGCUCUCCAGGCUGAGGUCCAGCGUCUAGAGGUGCUGAAAAUGCAGAGCAUGACUACUGUCAUUGAGGCCAUCAGAGCUGAGAUUGCUCUUUUCUGGGAGAGAUGCUUCUACAGCCAAGAACAACAGCAAGCUUUUGUUCCAUAUCAUGAUGAUGAUUUUACUGAAGAGCUUCUCAACCUGCACGAGGCAGAGAUCAGAACCCUGAAGAUGUGUUACGAGGGCCACAGAGAACUCUUUGAGGGAGUCACAAAAUGGCAGGAGAACUGGACCUUGUACUUGGAACUUGAUAAAAGGGCAAAUGACCCCUCGAGGUUAUUCAACAGACGCGGGAACCUUCUGAAAGAAGGGAAGGAAAGAGCUGACCUGCAGAAAGGUUUGCCUAAGCUGGAAAAGAGUCUGAAAGCCCAAAUUGAUGGUUGGGAGGAGGAACAUGGCAAAGAAUUCCUAGUUAAUGGACAGAAAUUUCUUGAGUACGUGCGGCAGCAGUGGGACCACCACCAUGCUGAAAAGGAGAACGAGAAACUGGAGAGGCAAAUGAAGAAAACAAAACAGACACAGGAGGACAUGUUAUUUGGAACUUCAGUGAGAACACCAUCCAAAAGGCGGAUAGCAGGGACUCCCACACCUGUAAAACUAAGAAAGGUCAUUGGCACCUCAACCAUCUCCACUCCUAACAGCAUCCUUUGUUCAGGCCUCAGUGGAACCAUGAGCCAGUCCUCCAUCCAGAAACCACCUCUUUCUGCCAGCAAGGGUUUUGUCCUACGAACCCCUGGACAUGGAAAAACUCCCCUUGGAACAACAGACAGAAACAAGGAAAACAUCUCUCAUCUAAGAAACACUCCCAGUGGCACACUAAGGUCUGAGGAUACUCAAGAUCACAACCUCACCUUUAACUCUGUUGCAGCUUCCUAUUCGGAUUUUGCGAAAGACCUCUCGAAGGCGUCUAAAUCCAAUGUGAUGUCUGGACUGCUGAACUCCACUGUGAGUCAUCAGUGAUGGGUCACAUGGCUUCGCUGUAGUUUGGUGUAGUAUUCAGAUCGUGGACAAGAGGGAACAUUAAUGUCAACCAACUACAACAAAUGUAAAUAUUUCAGUUUAUGUAAACACUUCGAGUCUAUCAUUCUGUUUUUCUUAAGACUUUACUCCGGGCUUAGCCCGACUGCUUUCUCUGCCGUCUGUUUUUGUGGCAAGUUAUUGAUAUUUUUACCGAGUUGGUUCUGGCUUUUGAUUUGACCUUUUUCUUCUAGGGCUACAGCUUUUUAAAUAACACUUUAACCAUAUCUAGAGAAUAACUUUCUUUUAAUACUCUAGCAGCUUAGCCAAAGCACCAUGGUGUUAUUCCUCCAGCUUGGAUGAAAGCUAAUUUUGCUCUUCAGAGUAAUUUCUUUUUUUAAUCAAGCUGCAAAUAAAUGUUUAAGAUACCUAUUUAUGA